Messenger RNA from Colletotrichum higginsianum IMI 349063, 1992 nucleotides. RefSeq names its product C2H2 transcription factor. The record is from RefSeq and is a predicted model, not a curated record. The transcript has 3 exons. NCBI's taxonomy places the organism in Eukaryota, Fungi, Ascomycota, Sordariomycetes, Glomerellales, Glomerellaceae. Bases 1 to 1992 code for a protein of 663 amino acids.
AUGGAUCCGCUACCAAAUGUGUCGACUUCCCGGAGUUUGUUACACGACGACAACCCUGGCUUCAAUUGCUCUGUAUCUGCCAAUCAUAGGACCUCAACAAUGUCGCACCCACGCACACUCUCGGACUGCUGGAUCGUUUCUUUUGUCACUCACUGGAUCGCCUUGGACGACCCCUUCGCCAACCUCACCUGGAAUUGUUAUACCCUUGGCCUGAUCUGCUGGAUCUGUGCUCGCCUGAAACAGUGGAGAAACAGCACACUAACCCCCGACCCCAGCGACUACAGCUUCUUCCACGCCGGAAUGGUGCCCACAGGAAUGUUUUCCUUUUCUUCUCAAACAGGACCAUCGGACCCCUUGAGUGGUUCGUGGGAAACGACAGGAGAUGGAGCACAGAACUUCCAAGACCUCUCAGACAACGGAUCUGCCCACCCGGGAGACUCCGAGGACUUUUCUUUCCAAGUUGAUGGCCAUAUGACGCCCAGAGGACAGGGCCAGACAAACGAGGACCUGCAGAGCAAGUGGACUGCUACCACUCCCGCCACAGCCGUGGUGCCCGUCGGUGGUGAGCUUAUGCGAAGAGGGACUUCGCGCAGCUCCGCUGGAAGCCGCAAGCACAGGAUCACCAAGAUGACCUCUCCCAAGACCAGACCCAGAAUGACUUCUGCGGCCUCGUCUCAAGUAUCUGCACAGCUGUCCUCCAUGGACAUCACAGGUAACGCGACUGUCUUCAACGGAUCACAGCACAACGCCCAGUUGAUGGACGUAAACCCCUAUUUCCUGGACACGGACACGAGCGCCGUCUCGUCGCAAUGGUUCAACUCGAUGGAGCUCGGCAUUGUUCCCGACGGCCUGCCGUCCGGCGACAUGAACAUGCACGUUGUUCCAGCUCAAAUGCAGCUGGACCCUGACUCGAGCCUGGGUGCUCACUCUCCUUCUGCCUCCUGGAACUCCUUCAGCCCUGCCGAGUCUCAUCUGUCCUCGCCCGCCGGGAGCACCGAAGACUCGUGGCUGUCUGCCCCCCUCAUGUCCUCGCCGUCCCACUCGGAGCACGUCUCCCCCAUCAUCCAAAGCCAGUCUCCAAGGUACGUUUCUCAGAUCAGCUGCUCUAGCCUAGAGUCAGCCUCUGACGCGUCGCUUUUGUACAGCGCCAAUGGGAAGUUUCUGGGAGACGAGCUCGGUGGGAGCGUCCUCACCAUUGUCGGCGAUGCCCCUCUUCGCCCUGCUUUCCACAGCCGUCGGCCUACCAACGAGGGUGACUCCGCUCGGGACCACCCUCUGUACAAGAACGCCGCCCCGCAAGCCGAUGGCUUGUUCCACUGCCCGUGGGAAGGUGAAUCCAGCUGCAACCACAAGCCCGAGAAGCUCAAGUGCAACUACGACAAGUUCGUGGACUCUCACCUGAAGCCCUACCGUUGCAAGAUUGACUCGUGCGAGAACGCCCGCUUUUCCUCCACUGCCUGCUUGCUGCGACAUGAACGCGAGGCCCACGCCAUGCAUGGCCAUGGUGACAAGCCGUUCCUGUGCUCUUACGAGGGGUGCGAUCGCGCUAUGUCUGGCAACGGAUUCCCCCGCCAGUGGAACCUCAAGGACCACAUGCGCCGAGUCCACAACGACAACGGAGUCCCUGGAUCCCCGACCAGCACCAGCAACGGACAGCAGAGCUCCAAGGGCCGCAAGCGCAAGGAUGCGCCCAAGGCCGUCGGACCUGCCCCUCCUUCUCGCAAGGUCACUGCCAAGGCUGCCGCCGUGGAGGCUGCCGCCCAGGAGGAGGACUCUUCCAAGCCUCUCAUUGAGGAGUGGAUGUCCCAUCGCCAUGCCCUCGAGGACAUCAUCCGCGACUUGAACCAGCCCGAUGACACCAGGAACAUCCAGCUCAUUCAGGAUGCUCAGAACCACCUGUCCGCCAUGGGCAAGAUCGGACACAACCUGAGCCCGUCUCAGCCAAUGGAUGUCAAGAUGCCUUUCCACCGGAACUUCGUCCAGGCCGGAUGA